CUUAUGGCCAUAGAAACCCACGCCUCGUGUUAAACAGUAAACACUACUACUACUACUACUACUUUUUUUUUUUCCUUAAUUUAUUUUGGGACCCUUUCCUUUUCUUUUCUUUCCUCCAUCACCGCCGCUUCUUCUCCAUUUUCGAGUACUUAAUUUCCUUUUUUUUUCUCCCACCAUUUCCGUGAUCAAAACUCAAUGUCUUACCCGACUUUAUUGUUGCUGCUAAGAUAACCAUAAACCCUGAAAAAAAAAUCUCUGCUUUGUCUUUCUGGGUUUUUUUUUCUUCGAGAAACUUGUUGAUUGAAAGGAGUGAAGGAAAAAGUUGAGAAUUAUGAAGGAACCCCAUCUGGGUUCUUGGGGUUCUGUCGUUUGGAGCCUGUUUUUUGUCGUUUUGGUUGUCUGUUUUGGAGUGGAGUCUCAGACCAAUGUCGAUGGAAAAGCCAUGGAUGCUCUUAAGAAGAGUAUAGGUAAGAGCAGUCUUGCCUGGGACGGUUCUGAUUACUGCAAAUGGGAGAAGGUUUCGUGUACUAACAGCGGUCGAGUUCAGAAGAUCCAACUCGGGAAUCAGAACCUGGCAGGAACUCUCCCGCCGGAACUCGCGCAGUUGACGGAGUUGCAGCGUUUUGAGGUCCAAUCCAACCAGCUUACCGGUGAUUUUCCGAGCUUUUCUGGGUUGGGAUCGUUGCAGGCCUUGCUUGCCCAUAACAACAAUUUCAGCUCUAUUCCCGCCGAUUUCUUUAACGGCCUUACCUCGCUGGAUACUAUAAACAUCGACUACAUACCCUUUUCGCCAUGGUCCAUUCCGGAGGGUAUCCGAGACGCUUCUUUGCUCAGGGAUUUCUCGGCGAACAGUGCUAAUAUUGUUGGAAAGAUACCGGAUUUCUUCGGCGGGACCAACUUCCCGGGUUUGACUAAUCUGCGUUUGGCUAUGAACAGCCUCGAAGGAGAAUUGCCCGCGAGUUUCUCCGGUUCGAGCAUUCAGUCUCUCUGGUUAAAUGGGCAACAGAGUACUAACAAGCUCAAUGGAACUAUAGAUGUUUUACAAGGCAUGACCAACUUGAACGAUGCUUGGCUUCACGGGAAUCGUUUCACUGGUCCUAUACCAGACCUUUCUAACUUGACACAGUUAACGGCCUUGAGUUUGAGAGAUAACCAGUUUACAGGUAUCGUUCCCUUGACUUUGAUAAAUCAUAAAAGCCUGCACGUUGUUAACUUUACAAAUAAUUUGCUUCAAGGACCAACUCCCCAGUUCCCUAAGGGGGUUAUAGUUGAUUUGAUAGUUGGGACUAAUAGCUUCUGUACUGAUGUCCCGGGGGGUUCUUGUGAUCCUCAAGUUAAUAUUAUGCUCUCAAUCUUGGAACCGCUGGGUUACCCAGCAAGUUUUGCUCAGAGUUGGACUGGGAAUGAUCCUUGUAAAAACUGGAAAGGGAUUACAUGUGUGGAAGGAAACAUUACAGUUGUUAAUUUUCAUAAAAUGGAUCUUAGUGGUACAAUUUCUCCUGAAUUUUCUAAGCUUACAUCUCUGAGUAAACUGAUAUUGUCUGAUAAUCAUUUGGGUGGUACCAUACCAAAUGAGCUGACUACUCUGUCCAAUCUUGAACAACUGGAUUUGUCUAAUAAUCAACUUUACGGUAAAGUGCCAACUUUUAAACAAAAUUUGAUUCUGAGCACGGCUGGGAACAGUGAUAUUGGGAAGGAUCAAAGCAGUGUUCCUCCUUCUGGCAAACCUUCAGGUGGUUCAUCUGGAUCAAAGCAGGGGUCUGGAGGGAAUGAUGGAUCAGGAAGUGGUGGCAAGAAAUCGAAUACAGGGGUGGUUGUGGGAGCAGUAGUUGGCAGUAUUGGAGGGUUGGCUGUUGCUGGGGCCGUGGCUUUUUGUUUAGUGUCUAGAAAGCCAAAGCAUUCUGGUAGGGUACAAAGUCCAAACACAUUAGUUAUACAUCCCCAGCACUCUGGCGACCAAGACACAGUGAAGAUUGCAGUUACAAACCCUGGGGUUAAUGGCAGCGGGAGCGGAAUCUAUAGUCCGUCUAGUAGUGGAGGCCAUGAUGUUCAUAUUGUUGAGACUGGAAGUAUGAUAAUUUCCAUUCAAGUCUUAAGAAAUGUGACCAACAAUUUCAGUGAAGAAAAUAAACUUGGACAGGGUGGAUUUGGAACUGUUUACAAGGGAGAAUUGCAUGACGGGACAAAGAUUGCAGUGAAGAGGAUGAACCCUGGAGUAGUGGCUGAUAAAGGUUUGACUGAGUUUAAGUCUGAGAUUGCUGUUCUUACAAAGGUUCGACAUCGCCAUUUGGUUGCGCUUCUUGGUUAUUGCUUGGAUGGAAACGAGAGGCUUCUUGUCUAUGAAUACAUGCCUCAGGGAACUCUUAGCAGAUACAUUUUCAAUCGCGACGAGGAAGAUUUGAAGCCACUUGAUUGGAAGAGAAGGCUGACCAUUGCAUUGGAUGUGGCCAGAGGUGUUGAGUAUCUACACGGUUUAGCCCAGCAGAGUUUUAUUCACAGAGAUCUCAAACCAUCUAAUAUCCUUCUUGGAGAUGACCUUCGGGCAAAAGUUGCAGAUUUUGGACUAGUUCGUCUAGCUCCAGAAGGAAAAGCAUCAUUUGAGACGAGACUUGCUGGAACUUUUGGUUACCUUGCUCCUGAAUAUGCUGUGACCGGAAAGAUAACUACAAAGGUGGACGUAUAUAGUUUUGGAGUGAUUCUAAUGGAGCUGAUCACAGGACGGAGAGCGAUUGAUGAAAGCCAGCCUGAAGAAAGCCUGCAUCUUGUCACUUGGUUCCGCAGAAUGCAUAUGAACAAGGAUAUUUCUCAAAAAGUCAUUGACCCUACGAUAGAUCAGCAAGACGAAAUUGUUGAUAGUGUUAGGACUGUUGCAGAGCUGGCCAUCCAUUGCACUGCUAGAGAGCCCUACCAGAGGCCUGAUAUGGGCCAUGCUGUUAAUGUGCUUUCAUCUCUAGUUGAGCUCUGGAAACCAACAGAACAAGAAGAAUUCGACGAUGGAUAUGGCAUCAACUAUGAUAUGCCCUUGCCACAAGUGCUCAAAAAAUGGCAGGCUUUCGAGGAAAACAGCAACAUCGACGACUCAUCUUCAUCAUUUUUGGCCAGUGGUGACAAUACACAGACCAGCAUACCUAACAGGCCACCUGGGUUUGCAGAUUCCUUCGCAUCACAAGAUGCACGGUGAAGCUCAGGAAGAAGGAACCAUUCGAUCUUCCAAAGUCUUCAAGUAGCUUUUUCUGUUUGUGUUGUUCGCUUUGGCCUUACUUGUCUAUUCAUUUUGCAAGGCUUGUGCUCGUUUUCUAUUAUUACCUAGUUGGAGUUGCUUUUCCCUUCCCUUCCCUUCCCAAAAUUUGUUAAAGUAAAUUUAGGUGUCAAAUUUCUGGUAUUUUAGAAGUGAAGUUGGAAAAAGUCAUUGAUGAAAAACAAGAUGUGUCUUUCAGCUCUUGAUCCUUGUGGGGCUUGGACAAGGAUUAAGUCAGUCUUCUGUGUGUAUUUAUUUUGCCAAGCUUUUGGAAAAAAAGAAAUGGCUUUAACCAUCUCUUGUGCCUUUACUAUAAAAAUCUCUCUUUUUUUCAA
Molecule: messenger RNA, 3573 nt
Organism: Humulus lupulus (European hop)
Lineage: Eukaryota; Viridiplantae; Streptophyta; Magnoliopsida; Rosales; Cannabaceae
Product: receptor protein kinase TMK1-like
Exons: 2
Coding region: 332-3181 (949 amino acids)
Biological process (GO): protein phosphorylation
Molecular function (GO): protein kinase activity; protein binding; ATP binding
Source: RefSeq, a predicted model, not a curated record